AUGUGGGAAUCAGAGCCCGAGCAUGGCGGGAAAAGAAGAAUGUGGCCAUUGGCCUUUGGUUCUUUCAUGGAAUUGGGAAUGGCCUACUCCAGCUGUCAGCAUGACUUCCAGGCUCCAUAUUUUCUACAUGGAAAAUAG
Propithecus coquereli (Coquerel's sifaka) is the source of this 138-nucleotide messenger RNA. Its product is annotated as MICOS complex subunit MIC10-like. The record is from RefSeq and is a predicted model, not a curated record. The transcript is spliced from 2 exons. Lineage: Eukaryota; Metazoa; Chordata; Mammalia; Primates; Indriidae. The coding region runs from base 1 to 138 and encodes 45 amino acids.